Molecule: messenger RNA, 786 nt
Organism: Penicillium argentinense
Lineage: Eukaryota; Fungi; Ascomycota; Eurotiomycetes; Eurotiales; Aspergillaceae
Product: ESCRT-II subunit protein SNF8
Exons: 2
Coding region: 1-786 (261 amino acids)
Biological process (GO): protein transport to vacuole involved in ubiquitin-dependent protein catabolic process via the multivesicular body sorting pathway
Cellular component (GO): ESCRT II complex
Source: RefSeq, a predicted model, not a curated record
AUGUCUCGCCGUGGUGUCGGUCUCGGUGCCUUCGCAAACCGCAACCAAGCGACACAGUCCUACGCUACGCAUGGCGCCAAUCUCCGUUCUACGCAUUUAGCCUCCCUCCAAACCCAGCUCUCGGUCUUCCAAUCGUUGCUACAUACUUUUGCUCUAGAGCAUAGUUCCACGAUCAAAUCGAACCCGACCUUCCGAGCCGAAUUCGCGCGAAUGUGCAAUACUAUUGGCGUGGAUCCCUUGGCCGCUAGCAACGUCAAAGGCAAGGAUGGUCGGCGGGGAUUGGGCGAGGGAGGCAGCUUCUGGACGCAGAUCAUGGGCGGGGAUAUGAAUGACUUUUACUUUGAAGUUGCAGUUCGAGUCGUCGAGCUCUGCCGCGAAACCAGGAGUGAGAAUGGAGGGCUGAUUGGAGUGGAGGAAUGCCGCAAGCGAGUGGGCAAAGGAAAAGCGAUUGGGAGUGGCCUGGAGGUUUCAGAAGAUGAUAUUCUCCGGGCAGUUCGAUCUCUCGAGCCCUUAGCCUCCGGCUUCUCAAUCGUUCGCGUCGGUUCCAAACAAUACAUUCGGUCCAUUCCCAAGGAACUGAAUACUGACCAAGCGACCGUGCUGGAAGCUAUUCAAGUCCUCGGAUAUGUGAGUGUUUCAAUGCUGCGUCUCAAUCUGACCUGGGAAAAGGCUCGGGCACAAACUGUAAUUGAUGAUCUUGUGGCCGAUGGUCUUGUUUGGGUGGAUGCCCAGGGUUCGGAGAAGGAGUACUGGUCGCCCCAGAACUUGUUGGAUGACAGUGGAUGA